CAAUGGACAACGCUUCGACAAGUGAAAUAAGUACUGAUGGUUUUAAAGAAGAUCUUGUUGCUAGUACUGCAGAGACCUCCACAGAAGAAACUGAAGAAAAGAUUAAUAUCAAUACUACAAAAAAUUGUUCGCUUGAUUUUGUCCUUGCUAUUAAUAAACACAUCCAAAGAUCAGUGCUUUCUAAAAUAUUGAAAAGCUUAAAAAAAAAGACAUAUUUUCAAGGAACUAUUAUAAAUUUUUUGUCCAAUCCUGCAAUGAAAUUUAAUGUUACAUCUGAAAAUUACAAGAUGAUUGUUAAAGAUGUUAUAAAUUCAUUUUUCAAUGUGAAAAAACAAGAUCAUAAACUUUUCAACAAAAUUUUAAACGAAUCUUUGUACAACCUUGGUCAAUUAAAUAAAAGCAGUAAUAACAAGUUAAUAAUCGUUGUCAGUAAUAUAAAUGAAGUUGUAAAAUAUAAUGAUUUUUUAUUCGUAAUAUUUGUUCAAGAAUCCAAUGAGAAGCUUGUAUUAGAAAGAGAAAUUGACCAAAUAUGUAGUUUAAAAGCUAGCAACCAACCUAACAAUGAAUCUAUGUUCACAUCAAAUUGGUUUCCUGAUUCCUUUCUCACUGACAUUGUAAACAUAUCAACAAAUCAUAGUUCAUUUAAUAAUAAUAUCACCAUACUUUUGGAUACUCAAGUUAAUUCAACAGAUAAGCCAACAGAUAAGAAAAACAUGUCGUUAGAACAUUUGAAAACAGCUUUAUCAGAUAUCCAAGCUAACACAACCAAUCAAUAUAACUUAGUAACAAGUGUAUUAAAUCUGUCACACAACACUUUCAAUUCAACCAUUCAACCAAUUUCAUCUUCAAAAAUCAUAAAUAAAAGCCAAUCAUUACCAUCAGAGAACAUUAACUCAACCAGUCAGCCAAUCUCAAAUGAAAACCCAUCGUUAUUAGAUAGUACGAUGAAUUCAACUGGCCAACUGAUCACAUCCUCAAGUAUAUCAACUGGAAACCCAUUAUUGUUAUCAGAUAUUACAAUUAGUUCAAAAGAUCAACCCAGCACAACCUCAAAUACAACAAAUGGAAACCUAUCAUCAUUUACAGAUACAAUGAAUUCAACUGGUCAACCAACCACAACUUUGAAUAUAACAAAUAAAAAUCUAUCUUCUGUAUCAGAUAUUGGAAUUAAUUCAACAGGUCAACCAGUGACAACAGCAAAUAUUUCAAAUGAAAGUCAAUCAUUGUUAUCAGAUAAUACAAUGAAUUCAACUAGUCAACCAAACACGACCUUCAAUAUAACAAAUGAAAAACCAACAAUGUUAUCAGAUAUUAUGGUUAGUUCAACCAGCCACCCAAUGACAACAUCAAAUAUAACAAACAGAAGCUCAUCAUUGUUAUCAGAUAUUACAAUUAGUUCAAAAGAUCAACUCAUCACAACAUCAAAUACAUCAAAUGGAAAUCUAUCAUCAUUUUCAGAUACAAUGAAUUCAACUGGUCAACCAACCACAACUUUGAAUAUAACAAAUAAAAAUCUAUCUUCUGUAUCAGAUAUUGGAAUUAAUUCAACAGGUCAACCAGUGACAACAGCAAAUAUUUCAAAUGAAAGUCAAUCAUUGUUAUCAGAUAAUACAAUGAAUUCAACUAGUCAACCAAACACGACCUUCAAUAUAACAAAUGAAAAACCAACAAUGUUAUCAGAUAUUAUGGUUAGUUCAACCAGUCACCCAAUGACAACAUCAAAUAUAACAAAUAGAAGCUCAUCAUUGUUAUCAGAUAUUACAAUUAGUUCAAAAGAUCAACCCAGCACAACCUCAAAUACAACAAAUGGAAACCUAUCAUCGUUUUCAGAUACAAUGAAUUCAACUGGUCAACCAACCACAACUUUGAAUAUAACAAGUAAAAGUCUAUCUUCUGUAUCAGAUAUUGGAAUUAAUUCAACAGGUCAACCAGUGACAACAGCAAAUAUUUCAAAUGAAAAUCAAUCAUCGUUAUCAGAUAAUACAAUGAAUUCAACUAGUCAACCAAACACAACCUUCAAUAUAACAAAUGAAAAACCAACAAUGUUAUCAGAUAUUAUGGUUAGUUCAACCAGUCACACAAUGACAACAUCAAAUAUAACAAACAGAAGUUCAUCAUUGUUAUCAGAUAUUACAAUUAGUUCAAAAGAUCAACCCAUCACAACAUCAAAUACAUCAAAUGGAAAUCUAUCAUCAUUUUCAGAUAUAAUGAAUUCAACUGGUCAACCAACCACAACUUUGAAUAUAACAAAUAAAAAUCUAUCUUCUGUAUCAGAUAUUGGAAUUAAUUCAACAGGUCAACCAGUGACAACAGCAAAUAUUUCAAAUGAAAGUCAAUCAUUGUUAUCAGAUAAUACAAUGAAUUCAACUAGUCAACCAAACACGACCUUCAAUAUAACAAAUGAAAAACCAACAAUGUUAUCAGAUAUUAUGGUUAGUUCAACCAGUCACACAAUGACAACAUCAAAUAUAACAAAUAGAAGCUCAUCAUUGUUAUCAGAUAUUACAAUUAGUUCAAAAGAUCAACCCAUCACAACAUCAAAUACAUCAAAUGGAAAUCUAUCAUCAUUUUCAGAUACAAUGAAUUCAACUGGUCAACCAACCACAACUUUGAAUAUAACAAAUAAAAAUCUAUCUUCUGUAUCAGAUAUUGGAAUUAAUUCAACAAUUUUUAAUAUAAAAACUGAAAAGCCAUCAUUGUUAUCAGAUAAUACAAUUAACUCAACCAGUCAAUCAAUUACAACACCAAAUAUAUCAAAACGAUCAUCAUUGUCAAAUAUUACGGUUAAUUCAACUGGUCAACCAACCACAACAUUAAAUAUGUCAAAUGAAAACCCAUUAACACUAUCAGAUAUAAAGAUUAAUUCCACCAUUCAACCGAUUACAACAUCAAAUUCAUCAAAUGAAAAACCAUCAUCUUUAUCAGAUACAAUAAAUUCAACAAGUCAUACAAAUACAAUCUUAAAUAUAACAAAUGGAAACCCAUCAAUAUUAACAGAUGUUGCAAUUAAUUCAACUAGUCAUCCAAUGACUAAUGGAAGCUCAUCAACGUUACCGAAUAAUUCAAUUGAUUCAACAGUUCAACCCCUCACAACAUAUGUAUCAAAUAAAAACCUAUCUUCGUUUUCAGAUACAAUGAAUUCAACUAUUAAACCGAACGCAACCUUUAAUAUAACAACUGAAAAUCCAUCAUUGUUAUCAGAUAAUACAAUAAACUCAACCAGUCAAUCAAUCACAACCUUAAAUAUAAGAAAUGAAAAUGUAUCAUCGUUUUCAGAUAAUAUAAUGAAUUCAACCGGUCAACCAAUCACAACCUUAAAUAUAAGAAAUGAAAAUGUAUCAUUAUCAGAUAAUACAAUGAAUUCAACUGGUCAACCAAUUACAACCUUAAAUAUAACAAAUGAAAAUGUAUCAUCGUUAUCAGAGAAUACAGAUAAUCCAACCAAUCAACCGUUGACAAUAUCAGAUAUGUUUAAAGAAAGCUCAUCGUUAUCAGAUAAUGCAAUUAGUUCAAUAAGUCACCCAAUAGCAACCUUCAAUACUUUAAACGAAAACCUUUCAUCACUAACAGAUAUUUUAAUACCAACUACGGAUCAAACAUUAGAUUAAAUUCCUAAUUACCUUUUUAUAGUAUAAAAAGCAUUUUCUUCUGUUCGUUCUUAAAAACAUAAACUGUUAGUGUAACUAAUAAACUCUGAAUAUAUAUCAGAUACGUUGUUGGUUCAAAAAUGUACAAAACAGAACUCAGGAAUUUUAUAUCAUAAACAAUUGUACAAAAUAUGGAUUGAGGGCUCACGAGUAGUUGUCGAGUUCUCGAUUCAACAUUUUCUUAUUUUUUAUUUAUGCUAUGUUAUCUUCUAUUAAUAUAACAUUUUUUCUUUUAAAAAAUAUUUUUUCUCGAGAUGAAUAUUUUAUUGUAAUUUAUUUAUAAAAACCGAAUUAAAAUAACUCAGA
Messenger RNA from Hydra vulgaris (swiftwater hydra), 3953 nucleotides. RefSeq lists its product as uncharacterized. The record is from RefSeq and is a predicted model, not a curated record. NCBI's taxonomy places the organism in Eukaryota, Metazoa, Cnidaria, Hydrozoa, Anthoathecata, Hydridae.